GCGCCAGAUCGCGUCCUCCUCGUCCAGAGCGCUAAGAAGAACAUUAGUCGGAUUCAGUUGAACAAGAGGAUAGGAAAGCAGCACGAUUUGCAGGAGAGGUCAAACAGCAGGAGGCUUGAACGUGGAGAGGAGUUAGAUCGCCUACAUCAUUCACCAGAGUGAAAAUCAUUCAUAUCCAUGCUUUUCCAAAACACUGAGCAUUCCAAUUAUGUAAAAACAGGACUAGUGCGAAUUCCACUCAUCACAAGAACAAGAAUACGAAUAUUGACGAUCAUAACAUCACUUCAUCUGAACCACCGUAGGCGUGGCGGAGUUGAGGGCAUUGUCACUGUUUCUAGUGAGUCCUUUCGGUCUCCUCAUUCCCAUUCUACUUUUGGUGGAUCCUUUUUACUUCAAAUUCCUCGUUUAUUUGAAGACAAAAUCAUGCUGGACGGCAACGAGACGACUGUAGCGGCACGACCACAAAGAAACGAUCCCCAGGGCCAGGGAGGUGUCGACACAUCACUGCUAGCGCAGGAGGAGGUGGGAGCAUGUCGUGGUCGACAAACGACCUCCACUCCCAGAGCAAAACUAGAUCUGCAAGAGCCAGGAGAGUUCUCUGCGGCAACUUGUACAGCAGAAAACCCCAAGCAUUGCCCAUCUUGGACGGAAGAAAACAAAGUUGCUCGUGCGUCAAUAUAG
This is a messenger RNA of Amoebophrya sp. A25, 681 nucleotides long. The record is from the annotation of a GenBank genome assembly. NCBI's taxonomy places the organism in Eukaryota, Dinophyceae, Syndiniales, Amoebophryaceae.